GACUAUAUUUGUAGUUUACCCUAAAUCUAAAAGCCUUCUAAUCUAGACCCUCGCUCUUGUGUAGUCGGAUCUAUGUCUUCUCACCACCGCCGACGAGUGUCUCCGCCAUUAUCUGCAGCUCCGACGUCUUGUUCUACUGGUGCAUAAUUUUGUCGCCAUGGCUGAAAAUAUGGUAACACAGGAACACGAUGAACUCACUGAAGCUCUCAACGAUCUAUUUACGAAUGUUACCACUAUGAUUAAAGGCGAUCUUCAGGGUACAAACAAUGUGCUCAAGUUGUUGGAAACUAUGAAUCUGAAAGUAGCAGAAGAAUAUGAAGGAUUUGGUGAUGUUGCCUCUGGAUUGAGGGUUUUUGUUGAACGAUUGAAGGCGAAAAGUGAGAAUUUUGAUGAGUAUGUUCAGCAAAUUGAUGCUAUAGAACAGCAAGUGACUGAUCUAGAAGUAGUAAUCUCCAUGCUUGAUAAAUAUGUUUCUUUGUUGGAAUCAAAAGUUCAGUCUGUUUACAAGAUGCCAGCUUCAUCAUCAUCAUAGUUUGCACAUAUCUUAAUAAACUGAAAUGAAUCCCUACAUAUUGAUGUAAAAUGGAUGCUUAUCUCAAUUAUUCCAUUGAAAUGAAAUUGAUCCAAAACUUGUUGAAAUAUCA
Lactuca sativa (garden lettuce) is the source of this 644-nucleotide messenger RNA. RefSeq names its product biogenesis of lysosome-related organelles complex 1 subunit 2. NCBI's taxonomy places the organism in Eukaryota, Viridiplantae, Streptophyta, Magnoliopsida, Asterales, Asteraceae. The record is from RefSeq and is a predicted model, not a curated record.